Sinocyclocheilus rhinocerous is the source of this 3541-nucleotide messenger RNA. Its product is annotated as discoidin domain-containing receptor 2-like. Gene Ontology annotation, molecular function: collagen binding; protein tyrosine kinase collagen receptor activity; ATP binding. The transcript has 17 exons. Gene Ontology annotation, biological process: positive regulation of neuron projection development; protein phosphorylation; positive regulation of kinase activity. The record is from RefSeq and is a predicted model, not a curated record. Bases 157 to 3045 code for a protein of 962 amino acids. Lineage: Eukaryota; Metazoa; Chordata; Actinopteri; Cypriniformes; Cyprinidae. Gene Ontology annotation, cellular component: signaling receptor complex; plasma membrane.
AGGGAAAGAAUAUUCAAAAUCUUCUCUGAUUGGCCAUUGGUCUGACUUAAUUGAAACCUUCUGUAUGGCACGAAGAAUUCUGGGACUUUGGCAUUUUCCCAAGAAUCCUCAGAAUGUUAGUUUUUUAGCCCGUCUGACUUAAUUGAAACCUUCUGUAUGGCACGAAGAAUUCUGGGACUUUGGCAUUUUCCCAAGAAUCCUCAGAAUGUUAGUUUUUUAGCCCGUCUCUCUCUCUCUCUCUCUCUCUCUCUCUCUCUCUCUCCGCUCUUGCUCUUUUUUUCCCCCUCAUCCAGCGGUGUCUUACAUCAGCUUACUGUGAGAUCUGAAAGAGAGGUUCGGAGAGAAAGAAAAAGCCUUGUUUUUAUCCUCCUGAUUACACACACAUUACUUGGAAUUAAGAAAUCCUUGGGAAAAUGGUUUGAAAACAGCAGCCCAAGCAGAAUGAACGUCCCGUCUCCGCCUGAGAUGAAGCAGCUUUGGAAGAUGCUCUUUCCGCUCCUUAUCCUCCUUUACCUAUCGGGAGCUGUCAAGUCUCAAGUAAAUCCAGGUGUGUGUCGGUCCCCGUUAGGAAUGUCCAGAGGCCAGAUCAUAGAUGAAGAUAUUUCAGCUUCCAGUCAGUGGUCUGACUCCACAGCAGCAAAAUAUGGCAGGCUGGACUGUGAGGAAGGAGAUGGUGCGUGGUGUCCUGAGAUAGCAGGAGAACCUGAGAAUAUGAACGAGUUCCUGCAGGUAGAUCUUCGUUCUCUGCACUUCAUCACUCUGGUGGGCACUCAGGGACGUCACGCGGGGGGCAUUGGGAAUGAGUUUGCCCAGACAUACAAGAUCAAAUACAGCCGUGAUGGCAGCCGCUGGAUCUCCUGGCGCAACAGGCAGGGCAAAGAGGUGAUUGAAGGAAACAGGAAUGCCUAUGACAUUGUGCUGAAGGAUUUGGAGCCACCCAUCAUUGCACGUUUCGUCCGCUUCAUGCCCGUCAUCGAUCACUCCAUGAACGUUUGUAUGCGUGUGGAACUGUACGGCUGUGAGUGGCUAGAUGGCUUGGUUUCAUAUAAUUCUCCACUUGGCCAGCAGAUGACUCUCAAUGGACAGCAUAUUUAUCUCAAUGAUUCAGUGUAUGAUGGAGCCAUGAGUUACAGUAUGACAGAAGGACUUGGACAGCUGACGGAUGGCAUGUGUGGCCUCGAUGAUUUCACACACAGUCACGUCUACAAUGUAUGGCCUGGUUAUGACUAUGUCGGCUGGACCAAUGAGAGCUUUCUCAACGGUUAUGUUGAGAUCAUGUUUGAGUUUGACCGCACCCGCAACUUCACCACCAUGAAGGUGCACUGCAACAACAUGUUCUCCCGAAGAGUGAAGACCUUUCAGAAGGUGGUGUGUUACUUUCGCUCGGAGUUGGACUGGGAAGCUACACCCAUAUCAUUCAGCCCCGUGAUGGAUGAUGUCAACCCCAGUGCCCGCUUCGUCACUGUCUCACUCUACAAUCACAUGGCCAGUGCUAUUAAGUGCCAGUACUACUUUUCUGACAUCUGGAUGAUGUUUAGUGAAAUCACCUUCCAGUCAGAUACAGCCAUGUACAACACAACCCUGGCUCCCCCCAAAACCGGUCCUCCCAUCAGCAAUCAGCCAGGGGAUGACCCCACCCACAAAGUAGAUGACAGCAACACCCGGAUCCUGAUUGGCUGCUUGGUUGCCAUCAUCUUCAUCUUAGUGGUCAUUAUUGUUAUUAUACUAUGGAGACAAGUGUGGCAGAAGAUGCUUGAGAAGGUGUCUCGGAGGAUGCUGGACGAUGAACUAACUGCUAGUCUGUCAAUACAGAGUGAGACCUUCACCUAUAACAACAACAGCCCCUCUUCAGUGUCCAGCGAGCAAGAGUCCAACUCUACCUAUGAGCGCAUCUUCCCUCUGGGACCCGACUACCAAGAGCCAUCCUGCCUGGUUCGCAAACUGCCCGAGUUUUCCCAAACCUCAGAGGACACCGCUUCAACAAAUACAGCUUCCAAGUCCGCUCCAGCCAGUGUACAAGAGGGAGUCCCACAUUACGCUGAGGCAGACAUCGUCAACCUGCAGGGUGUAACUGGGGGCAACACUUACGCAGUGCCCGCCCUUACCAUGGACCUGCUGUCAGGGAAGGAUGUCGCUGUGGAAGAAUUUCCUCGGAAGCUGCUUACCUUUAAAGAAAAGUUGGGAGAAGGGCAGUUUGGAGAGGUGCAUUUGUGUGAAGCAGAAGGCAUGCAAGAUUUCAUGGAUGAGGACUUCUCCUUCGAUGUCAUUGAAAACCAAACAGUGCUUGUAGCUGUUAAAAUGCUUCGAGCGGAUGCAAAUAAAAACGCUAGGAAUGAUUUCUUGAAGGAGAUAAAGAUCAUGUCACGAUUGAAAGACCCCAACAUCAUCAGGCUGCUGGCGGUGUGUAUGAGCUCUGACCCUCUGUGUAUGAUCACAGAGUACAUGGAGAACGGAGACCUUAAUCAGUUCCUGUCUCGCCAUGAGCCUGAGGGCAUGAUCGCUCUCCUCAGCAAUGCUCCCACAGUCAGUUACAGUAACCUACACCACAUGACCUCACAGAUUGCUUCAGGCAUGAAGUAUCUAUCAUCACUCAACUUUGUGCAUCGAGACUUGGCCACACGCAACUGCCUAGUAGGAAAAAACUACACCAUCAAGAUCGCAGACUUCGGGAUGAGUAGGAACCUGUAUAGCGGAGACUACUACCGUAUCCAGGGUAGAGCGGUGCUGCCCAUCCGUUGGAUGUCCUGGGAGAGCAUUCUUCUGGGGAAAUUCACCACAUCCAGUGAUGUGUGGGCUUUUGGCGUAACCCUUUGGGAGAUGCUUACCUUCUGCAAAGAGCAGCCUUACUCACAGCUGUCAGAUGAGCAGGUCAUUGAAAACACAGGAGAGUUCUUUCGGGAUCAAAGGAGACAGAUAUACCUGCCUCAGCCACCAAUGUGUCCUGACCCUGUCUACAAGCUCAUGUUGAGCUGCUGGAACAGGAAUACCAAAGAGCGUCCAUCCUUCCAGGAGAUUCAUCACACGUUACUGGAUUGCAAGCCGUAGUGUCCACUUAUGUGCCAGCCUUGGCACUUCCAGAGACAUUUCAGUGCGCCCACAGGACUCCAGUCAACUGUACACCGUAACACAUACUUAUAUGUUUCCGUAUAUAAGUGAGAUCAGAAUCUAUCAUUUUUCUGUAGCAAUUUUCACUGUGAGUGUGCAAAGGCAAACUGAUAUAUAUUGUAAGAUUGAACUACACCCCGUAACUAAGUGCCUUCAGCUGGCUUACAAUACCUGGGCAGCACUAGGACAAAGAAAAUGUAGCAAUGAAUUUAGGCACCUUUAUCACAGAAUAAUUGGAUUUUACACACUGUGUAUUUUCUCCAAAUAACUCUAAAUAUUCUAAAAUAGCCAUUAGAAUAUUUUUGAAUAGAAAGAGGAAAUGCCAAAAAACAAGGUAUCGGCUACUAAUGCGCCUUUUAUUAUUUCCAAUUUAAUGUUGUUUUCAGUAUUUUGAGGCCGAAGACAGCUUGAAUGUAAAUAAGAAUCAUUAAUUGAC